Molecule: messenger RNA, 2670 nt
Organism: Colletotrichum graminicola M1.001
Lineage: Eukaryota; Fungi; Ascomycota; Sordariomycetes; Glomerellales; Glomerellaceae
Product: Cas1p-like protein
Exons: 2
Coding region: 1-2670 (889 amino acids)
Source: RefSeq, a predicted model, not a curated record
AUGCUCCGCGUCCAGAAACUGGCCGCCUCGGCCGGAACCUCGACUUUCCUCCGGACCCUGCCGCGGGUUUCCCUCACGAUACUGCUUCUUUCCGUCAUCUAUCAGUAUUUCGGUUAUGGUCAACAUGAUCCCUUCAACUGCAAUGCCCUCCUUUACAGAGGCACAUGGCGCUCCAGGGUUGGCUCCGAUCUACCUCAAGAUGUCUUUUCCAAGUGGGAGCCCGACGGCUGCAGGAUGCGCGUCAUGUCCCGAGAUGAUAUCUCGAGCUGCUUUAGAGAUCGUCACCUGGUCGUCGUUGGCGACUCGACGAUGCGUCAGAUCUACUUCGCUGCCAUGACACGCCUCGACCAUCACAUCGCCGAGAAAGCCAUCCUCGACUUUGCCGUGUCUGCUGACAAGCACCAGAGUCUAUCAAAGGAGGUUGACGGCGUCAAACUUGAGUUUAUCUGGGACCCGUGGCUCAACUCUACUGGCCUUCUCAGCCAAUUGGUUCGAUUCCGGGAACGUCCCGGUUCCGUCGAUUAUGAGAGGCUCGUUCGACAAGAAGGGAGGGACUCGCCCGCCCUGAUCGUCAUUGGCACCCCGGGUCUGUGGGCGGCCCGCCAGGGCGGUGGUCGGUACUUGGAGCUCUUCAGAGAAGGCAUCAACGUCCUUAUGCCGUACCUGCAAAAUAGCAUCGACGAGUUGAUGGUCUUGCCCGAGAGCAAGUCGCCGUCAGCCUUCGACGAACUGUCCAAUCAUGUGCUUGUCGUACCCGUGCCUAUCCCAGCCUACGACAAGCUCACCUCGUCCCGCGCGCGAACCAUGACGCCAGAGAGGAUCGACGCUAUGAAUUGGAACCUAGAGCAUUUGGAACAGUCUGAGCAAUCGCACAUUGUUUGGAGUAACCAUGCCAUGAUGGAGGGUUACGACAGCGCCGUGCUCGAAGACGGUAUUCACGCCGUCGACAUCGUCGCCGAGAGGAAGCUCGACGUCGUUCUCAAUGCCCACUGCAAUGCCGGGUUGAUCAGACGAGGAUACGCCAACCAGAUCACCUGCUGCGUGCCAUAUCCCUCUCCUGGACGGGUGCAGCUUCUACUCCUUUGUCUCAACAUAAUGACUCUGCCUAUUCUAUUCCUGAGCCGGCAGCAGGGUGCGUUCCCGUCGUCUCGAACAUCACGCGUCAUGGACAUUCUUACGGCGGUAGCCACGUUGCUCGUUGUUGCAGUAUACUGCCUUGUCGCCGACCGGACUCACGUCUUUGCGAAACAGGAUAAACAAUUUGACGUGCCCGACUUCAUCGCACCCUUGAUCGGUCUCGCCGUGCUUGCUGCGCUAUCUCUCCGCUCUAGAGCACCCGUCCUGACAUCAACGAGGGGUCUCACAACGACAUCGUUCCUGUCUCGUGAGCAGGCGGAUGAAUGGAGAGGCUGGAUGCUGGUGUUCGUUUUGGUGUACAAUUAUCACGCAGCAUCCGAGUCCUUGGCGAUGUAUAAGGUACACAAGUUUCUCGUCGCAACCUUCAUCUUCCUGUUCGUCUAUGGUCACACGAUGUACUUCCUUCGGACCGAGGACUACUCGCUGCGCAGAGUUGCGUAUGUGUUGUGUCGACUCAAUCUGCUCACCUGCCUCCUGGCCUUCACAAUGUCCAGCGAAUGGAUUAUCUACACUGCGCCGCUAAUGACUUUCUGGUUCGGUGUCACCUAUGCAUCCUUGGCAUGCUGCAAAAAGGCGAACAGCAACCCUGUGGCCUUUUUUCUAAAAAUUGUAGCCUUUGCCACUUGUACCGUCUAUCUGGUGGAAAGCACGCGCGCCCCGGAGUGGCUCAUGUCAAUGCUCAAAGCAACUUGCGGUAUCUACUGGGACUUGAGCAUUCUUCGCGGGCACUUUGAAACGGAUCGCUUCAUCCCGUGGUUUGGCAUACUCACAGCUGCAGCCACACAUCGGGUCUCGGUCCUCAGGCGUCGUCAACACGGCAUCAACGCCCAGGCGUCGUUCGAAAAAACCAACAACGCGCUCGACCAUGCACUGUUGGAGAUCGUCUAUCCCGAGCGAGACGCGAUACCGGUGAAGCCGAUAAUGAUCCUCUUCUCCUUUGCCUACCUGGUUAUUUUCAUUAUACUCGCCUUCGUUGCCGAGGUCUACCGUAACAACAGCUCGUACAACGCUUACCAUCCAUACACCAGCCCAUGGUUUGUGCUUUCAGCCAUCAUCGCAAGGAACUCUUUCCGAUCUCUGCGCGAGCUUCACGUCCCGCUUGCGGCAGUCCUGGGACAGAUGUCUCUGGAGCUUUACGUUUUGCACCAUCACGUUUGGCUUGCAAGUGAUGGAGCGGGAGUCUUGAGGAUCGGAAACCGAAGCCAUAUCCCCAGAGGAGUGGAGGUAAUGGUCAUUGCCGUCGUCUUCCUCUGGGCUUCGUCCAAGUGCCACAGGUCCACGCUGGUCAUCGUCUCCGGACUGAUUGGCACGCGGAAGAAGGAGCCGACCAAAGAUGGCUCUCUGGGUAGGACACUGCCGGUAGUUAAGGACGAUAGGAGGAGUCCUCUUUCCUGGCAGAAUGAAGCGGCGGCGGAGAAGGUAGUAGAGGGAGGCAAUGCAGACAUCUCAUCCGUUUCGCCCGGCACCUUGCGACUAAGGAUGGCGGGCUUGCUGGCUGUGCUGUGGUUCGGAAACAUGCUUUGCAGCGGUUGA